AUGACAUCGUUUACGUCUGCGACUUCCUCCGCCGGGGCUCCCUCACGUCGGCUGCCGCCUUCGUCGUUGUCGACCUCGGGCCCCGCCUCCCAUGCGCCGGCACCCGCACCAGCGUCCAUCGAUCCGGUCCUGCGCAACACGCUGCGCUACACCGUCUCGGCGCGCGAGUACGCAACGCUGCACAAGUACAUCCUCUCCCGAUCGCGUCUCCUCCGUCGCAAUUCGCCCAGUCCCGCCGCCGUCGACAAGGCUCUCUCGUCGGGUAGCGGCACGAGGGGUGGUGCCCACGCCGCCCACGGUCACGGUCAUGGCCACUCGCAUCCUCACCCUCACACCCAUGCCGCCGCCGGCGGUGGAGACGAGUACACUGCAAAGGCGGUGAGGCACGCCCUGCGCGUCUUCGCCGUCACUUGGGUGGGCAUGAAAGGCUGGGAGGCCAUCGCGAGGAGGAUGGCCGGCGACAAGGAGCAAGUUCCCACCGCUGCCGAACCGGUCUUGCCAUGCUCCGUCUUCCGAAUGCUGACUUCGCCUCCAUCUCCCGCCCUGAGGCUAUCCCUCUCCCUCUCAACCAUCCUCCUCCUCUACCGCAUACUCUUCCGCUUCCUCUCUCGUCUGCGCGCCCAUCUCAUGGACCCCCAAGUCGCUCCCUUCCGACGGCGCAACCCCCGGACGGCGGCGACCCUGACCUCGCCCUACGCGCCCGCCGUCGGUGCCUCGCUCGCCGGCCUCGCCCUGGGCGUCUACCCGUCGCAGCAGCUGCGCGUGUCCAUCGCCAUCUACAUGAUGAUCCGUGCGCUCGAGUUUGGCUGGAACGUCUGCGAGGGCGAGGGGCACAUAUGGGGCAUGAGGAACGGCAAGAAGCGGGAGCGGCCAUGGUGGUUUGGAAGCUGGAUGCUGCAGCCCCUGACCUUGGGGCAGCUGCUCCAUUCCUGCGUCUUCGACAAGGACUGCUUCCCGCCGGCCUUUGGCAACUUCAUCUCCAAGAACUCGUCUGCCUACAUCCACGAACGCCCGGCAAACUGGCCCGCGCGCAUGGAGUGGCCCAAGGCGCGCGAAGUCGUCGACAGCCUGGCCCGGAUGGCCCACCUCAACUGGCCGGCCUAUGUCUCCCCCAUCCUCUUCCCCGGGAAGGAAGUGCUCCCGCCCGUGCUGAGGUCGGUCUCGCCCCUGUCGUCGCAGGCACACCCACUCAUCAGGUCGCUCUCAUGCGCGACCUUACACCCAUCGGACCCGUCCUGCCUCCGGACUUACCUCACCUUCUGGCUCAACUCCUUCCCGCCGCUUGCCCGAUUCUUCCUCGUCCUCUACUCGGGCCUCACCAUCCUCCCCCGCCUGAAGACGUUCUACCACUUCCCCGUCGCCACGGCCCAGCGCAUCCUCGCGCGGGCCCUCCGCAUGUCCGCCUUCGUCACCGGCGCUAUUUCGACGGCCUGGGCGUCGAUCUGCUUCUUCCAGGCCUACCUCCCCCGUCAUGUCCUCGCCACCCAGAGGUUCUUCCUCGGCGGCUUCUUCGCUGGCCUCUGGGCCUGGGUCGAGCGUCGUCAUGGACGCGGCGUCUUCCUCUACGGCGCCCGCGCCAGCGUCGACAGCCUGUGGAAGGUCGGCGUCAAGCGGCGCUGGUGGAAGGCCAUGAAGGGCGGCGACGUCUGGGUCUUUGUCCUCGCCCUCAUGGUCACCGGCGUCGUCUACGAGCGGGACGCGCGCGCGAUUCGCGAGGCUGAGUGGCGCAAGGGCAUGAGCUGGGUCAGGGGCGAAGGGUGGAGGGACUGGGCUGCGGAGGAAAGCGAUGCGGAGGACGAUGGUGACGAGAAUGGCAGAUUGGGGUAG
Molecule: messenger RNA, 1827 nt
Organism: Drechmeria coniospora
Lineage: Eukaryota; Fungi; Ascomycota; Sordariomycetes; Hypocreales; Ophiocordycipitaceae
Exons: 4
Coding region: 1-1827 (608 amino acids)
Source: RefSeq, a predicted model, not a curated record